Paramecium sonneborni is the source of this 1508-nucleotide messenger RNA. The record is from the annotation of a GenBank genome assembly. NCBI's taxonomy places the organism in Eukaryota, Ciliophora, Oligohymenophorea, Peniculida, Parameciidae.
AUGAAUUAAGGCGGAUCAAAUGAUUUAUUAACUUUGAAAAGAGAAAAGUUUAGAAUCUAAAUAAGACACUAAAAACUAACAGAUGAAUUUAAGAAAAAAAGACGGUUCUAUAAUUAUGAAUAAACAAAAAAUAUAUUUCUUCAUAAAGUUUGUGAUGAACUCUCAAAAUUUCAGUUUAAAGAAUAGUUAGUUGAAGAAGAUCUUAAUAAUAUUAUGUUAUUACUUAAAGUACUUCAGAAAGCUUUAGAAGAUGAAUAAAAUAUUGAUUUUUGGGUGACUGAAAAUAUAGUAAAAAAAUUUAGGUAACAAUUCCUUUUUUAAAUCAGAUUUCUUAUUAAUCUAUCUAAAAUAGAUAGUGAGUUUCAAGAAAUAAGUAUUACUCUUAUCCAAAGUGUUUUCUAUUAUUUAAAUAGAGAAGAUUAUUAAAGAUUUGCAGAAUUAGAUGAUGUUCUACUUUUGGAAUAUUUAUAGAAAAAUAUCAAAGAAGAAAUAUAAGAAAUCAUUCCUUAGGUAGAAAUUGGUAUCAUUUUUAGACAUUAAAUUGUAUCUAUUUUUUAGCCUAAGAAAAAUAGAUGUAUAGAGAUUUUAUAAUCUAAAAUGAUUUUGAAUUUUUAAGUUAAUUAAUGAUACUUGAUCCUUUAAGAUAAUAUUCUGAAGUUAUUCUAGCCUUGAUAGGUUCAGCAUUUACUUUUUGUAUUGAAAUAAAUAUUGAAAAAAUACAAUCUAUAAAAGAAUAUAUAAUCAAAUCUUAUUUUGAUGAAAGUUAAGCUAUAAGAAGAUUAGCCUUAGAAAUACUUGAGGAAAUACCUUCCAAAAUAUCAUCUGAUAAUAAUUAUGCUUUUGCAAAUGAAAUGAUCUCAACUCCAAUGUUUUUGAAAAUUUAUGAUGCUGCUUUAAAAUCAAAUUAUGACUUUUUAGCUUUAAAAGUUGUUAUAAUUUAUUUUGGUGUUAGUGAUUAAUAUUCAGAAAAAGAAUUUAUAAUCUAUAAUAAAGUUAUAAAUUAAAAUCUUUAAACAUAGGAUAUCAAUAAAGCUUUAAAAGUUUAAUUAUUUUGGGCUAUUUCAAAUAAAAUUCAUAAUUAAGAAUUUUUAGCUAAAUUAUUAGAUUCUAAAUUAUUAGAAGAUAUUUUUGAGUAAUGCUAUGGAUUUUCAGAUAAUGAAGCACUUGAAUUUUCUUAUGUGAUUUUGAAUUUCUCAAUUUAAGUAUAAAUUAUAAAUAAUAUUUAGGCAAAUGAAGAAUAAUUAUCAAAAUUAAUAAAAAUAGGAUUAUUUAACAUAUGUAAUCAUUUAUUUUCAAUGGAAGCACGAUCUACAAAAAUUGAAGAACAUACUCUUAAAGCAUUACUUAACAUAUUACAUAAAUUAUCUGAUAUUUAAGAUGUGAAUAAUGAAUUAAUAUUACCAUUUUCAGUAGUAAUAAAAAUGAUUGAAAUGACUGGUAUCGUUAACAAAGUGAAGGAAAGUUAGAUGGACGAUAAAUUAAUUCAAGAUUUUGAUGUUUAUUUUUGA